AUGGCUAGUAACAUAUACCACCCAGGCGAGCCCAGAGAGGGAAAGGCAGGGUACCCCAAUUAUGGUCAUUCUGAUGCCGGAGUGCAGGCGGAAACCGGACACGGUCGGAAUAGAAGUGGAUACACCGGGCCCGGCUUUGUUGAUGAUGUUUUCGGGGAGGAAACUGGACAUGACAUCAAGUACAAGACUCUCACUUGGCCAGUAGUUGCGCUUCUCAUGAUCACCGAGAUCGUAUCAAAUGGCAUGCUCAGCUUACCUAGCAGCUUGGCCGCUGUUGGCAUCAUUCCUGGUGUCAUCGUCAUUUUCUUUCUUGGGGCCUUUGCUACCUACACGGCAUGGGCACUAAUCCAGUUCAAGCUAAGGCAUCCAGAAGUCCAUAACAUGGGAGAUGCUGGCAUGGUUAUGUUUGGACCGAUCGGAAGAGAGAUUCUUGGAGGUGGCACGAUCAUUUUCGCUAUCUGUGCCACGGGUUCCCAAUUGCUGGCCGGGCAGCUUGCUCUCACCGUCUUAUCCGAAAGCAAACUAUGUGCGCUUGCUUUUACGGGUAUUUUCGCUGUCGCAGUGACACUGGUCAGCUUUCCUCGUACGUUAGGUAACAUGAGCUUGCUAUCGGUCGCUGCGGCAGCUUCAAUCAUCGUGGCUGGGAUCGUGGGAAUGGCCGGAGCUGGAGCUUCACCAGUUGCUCCUGGCAAUAUUGCCGUGGUGAUCACGACGAACUUCACUUCAGCAUUUACCAGUAUCACGAACCCAGUGUUCGCAUAUGCAGGGCAUUUUAUGUUCUUCAUUCUCAUUUCCGAAAUGAAGCAACCACAGGAUGCGAUGAAAGCUGCCUGGGUACUUCAGAUUGUGUCUACAGCCUUCUACAUAACCUUUGCUGUUGUUACAUACUGGUACAUUGGAUCGGGGGUCUCCAGUCCCAGCUUUUUGAGUCUCAGUCCGCUUUGGUCAAAAAUCAGCUUCGGGCUGGCCAUUCCAAACUUCUUGAUCGCUGGAGGCCUAUACAGCCACGCUGCCGCUAAACUUGUUUUCGUCAGGCUGUUCAGGCGAAGUCGGCAUAUACAUUCGCACACGAUCACUGGGUGGGGCAUCUGGACAUUCUUGAUACUGCUGGCCAAUGUCGCCGCCUUUGUCUUUGCAGUGGGAAUACCCAUAUUUAACUAUCUUGUCGGGAUAACCGCCUCAUUGUUCGCAGCAUGGUACACGUACGGACUAGCUGGGGCGUUCUGGAUCCAUGAUAUCUACUACUUCAAAGGUGGGUGGCGUGCAUGGGCAGAGAGACCUGCAAUGUUUGUCGUGAACAUACUCACAAUCCUUGCGGGCGCUUUUAUCUGCGUUGGUGGUCUGUAUGCGACGAUCAAGGCGAUGCAAAUAGCUUCGGAAUCUGGUACUCUUCCACCUCCCUUUCAAUGUUGA
This is a messenger RNA of Truncatella angustata, 1413 nucleotides long. Its product is annotated as transmembrane amino acid transporter. The record is from RefSeq and is a predicted model, not a curated record. Gene Ontology annotation, cellular component: vacuolar membrane. The transcript has a single exon. Bases 1 to 1413 code for a protein of 470 amino acids. Gene Ontology annotation, biological process: amino acid transmembrane transport. Lineage: Eukaryota; Fungi; Ascomycota; Sordariomycetes; Amphisphaeriales; Sporocadaceae. Gene Ontology annotation, molecular function: amino acid transmembrane transporter activity.